Molecule: messenger RNA, 2523 nt
Organism: Lutzomyia longipalpis
Lineage: Eukaryota; Metazoa; Arthropoda; Insecta; Diptera; Psychodidae
Exons: 1
Coding region: 1197-1853 (218 amino acids)
Source: RefSeq, a predicted model, not a curated record
UAAAAGUGAUUUAAAAGUUGUCUAGAAAAGUUAGUACAACGGUUAAAUUUGGACCUGUCGGGUAAUGCUGAUGGGGGUUUCACUGAUUUCUUGAAGUUUUUUCGAAAAUUAUUUAUCCAAAUAACGAAAUAGUAAUUUCAUUCACAUAAACAUUACCUUGCUACAAAUCAUUUAGAUAGAUAGAUAGAUAGAUAGAUAGUUUAUUUUAUAUGCAAGAGAUACAAAGAUCUAUAGUAGCACUAUAUAUUUAACUUUUUUCUUAAAGAAUUUAGUGCUUUUAAAAUUGAUCUUGAAAUCUUAACCAUUUCAGAAUAAAAAAAACGAAUAAUUUUUUAAAUCUUGAAUUUAAUACUUUUUAAGCUUGAUUGUAGAACUUUUUCGGUUUAAAUUUAGUAGUUUUAUACUUGAUUUUAGCAACUUUUAGGUUUUUGCUCUUCAAUCUGAACCUUAUUAGGACUAAAAUUAAUUUCGAAAUACCUCAGAAUUUGCAUGAAUUAAAAAAUUUCCUGUUUGCAAAAAAUUUCUUUAGUUAUGAGUUAUUAUUCGUGAAGAUUCAUUUUCACCGUUCAACUACUUCUAGGAACUGACAGAAAUGGAUGAAGUCCUUCAUGUUUUCACUUCUCCUUUCAAAGUGAUACAAUAAGAUGAAAAUAUUUUGGAAUUUUCUUAAAAGAAUGUGGGAAAAGGCAUGUCAUAUAAGUAUGUACUUAAUUCCUAAUUUUUCCCACCGGAAGAUGAAAGAAAUAAGUCCUGUCCUCUUUUACAGAAGCUCUAUUCAUUAUGAGGAUUUUUUCUCACAUUUACGUUUUUGUUGGUGGAUAAAUUUCACCGUGUAUGGUGGGUGGUAGUGUUGCGUGAAUGAAAGCAAGUCACCUCUUGAUUCACCUCGACUGCAAUGACAUCAAUCUCAUCACAUAUGGUAUCUAACCUGAAGCAAAAGAUACACUCCAGAGGACACCGAGAGAAAUUGCUUAGAUGGAGAAUAUCUUUGCACAUUUCCACAGCGAUGAACUUUAAAAUUUCACUAUAUACAUGGAAUUUCUUGCACAUACAGCUCCCCCAUUCACAUAUAUGGUAUUCAGUUGUCGGUAGAAUUUUCACUGCUGCGGUUGCACAAAGUCAAAUCUCUUUUGGUCGAUAGCUACACAUACCCUACAUACGUACAUACAUAUACGUAUUUAUUCACCGCGAGAGGGAUGUUUGCCAGGAUGAGGUGCAAUUUCCUGUGCAUACUGCUGUGGAUAAACAUUUCAUUGGUGGUGUCUGAGGGUAGAUUUGCAUAUUUGAAUGAUCUCCCACUCAGUGCACUUUUGCGAGUCAAGAAAACUUUUAGUGAAAUGUUCAGCAGUGAUACAUGUUCGCGCGAAGAGAAAUGUGAUGGCAAGGUGACCGAAUAUAGGUUUAUUGAUGCACCAAAUCAACUUGAGCAUACACUUCUCGAUGGGAAUCAUCAAAAUAUCACAGCUGCACCACUUAUUGGCCACAUUGGGCAUCCCAUGCAGAAAAUCCAUAAAUCAGCAGAAGGUUGGCAAGAAAUGAAGCCGAGUAAGGUGCAAAAGAUCUUUCAGCUAAGUGUCACGGCCCUGGCAUUCUUAGCCUUUGGUGGUUACCUCUUGUGCAUGAUUGUGCAGGCCAUCAAGAGUAAAGGUACAACAUACUAUCACCCAGCAAUGAUGCCCAUGAAUGGAGCUGCGGCCACGAGUAUUAAGAAAAAGCGCCCUUCCUUUGGACGUCGUCGAAAGCGUCGCAAUGCACCAGAGAAUGACGAUCAAAUGGCCACCCCAAGUCCUGAUGACCUAUACAGAGGACUAGUCUUGGCAGCUGAACAAUUCGUCAAGUUGAAUCAAAUUUAGUUCUAUUAAAAGUUAACUCCCAUCUGUGGACUAUUUAGUGCAUUCUGUGUUAUAUAGUAUGUGUAUUAUUUUCUCUAUGUGGAAAAUAAAUCUUUCGCACUGGAUGUUCCCUUUCAACCAUUGCUACUGUUUUUUUUUUUAUUUUGGUGCUAUCCGUGUUUGUGAUAUGGGACAGAAAUAAUUGCUUUUUACUUCCACGAAAAGUGGAACUCUAUUUCCUCUCCAAAAGCCCUUCUUUCAAACGAGAGGAUUUAUGGGUUUCGGGAUAAAAAGGCAUGUGUCAGAUUGCAAGGAUUUUCUUUUAGAGGAUUUCACUCGUUAUUUUAAUCAAAGAGGAUUAAAUAAAAUUCGAAUGGCAAUAAUAUACCUAACCACCUAUCUAUAUGUAAUUAAUUUUUGACCCUUAUUAUUUCGGAUUAUUUUUUUUUAAAUACUUUUUAUGUUAUGAUACUAUUACACAUAAAUAUUUAAUGUAAAAUGCGAUGGCCUAGCCAGGGGGAGAGUGUUUGGAUGAUCAUUAUCAAAGUUUAAAUGGCGUUAAAUUCAUUUUACUACGAAUCAGUCCAAGAAAAAGUCGUAACCAAAUUUUGUUUUCAAAUUAUCGUAGGGCAUUGUCAAAUACUCAAGACCAGUGUAACCAUUUCCCUGAAACACGCUGGGAAAUAUACGA